CAGCACACUGCACUUUUCGCGUAGCCUUUGCUUGGUGAAGAUUUAUUAAAUUAAACAAAUUGCAUUGGCUGCAUUUAAUCUUAUCUUUAUAUUUUCGUGAACACGUGUGCGGAAUCCCUUGGAAAGGGCGAAAAAAAUGCAUUGUUGAAAGGAGUGGAGAGAGUUUUUGUUGUUGUUGGCCUGGCUGCAAUAAUGAAAAAUUCGGUGAAGCAGACACACAUACAUACAAAUGCUAGCAUUUGCCCGUGUGCGCUGGUGUGCGUUUUGUGUGGUGGUGUGCGAAGAAGCAGUUCAAUUUCACUUGUUCUAGUGAAUUGCAAAUAUUCCGGGAAUCAAGCCAACUACGGGAAAAGUCUCAUUGAACGCGCUGACGUAUAUAUGUACAUAUGAGCCGCAAUUCGAUGCCCAACCAAUAAACAAACGACGACGCCGAACGAUCGCCGCCAACCCAUUACUACUCCCCCCCGCCCCGUGCCACCACCAAUAUCCCUGAUUCCUCAUCCAAACAACCGACGUCUAACGCCCCCACGAAGCAGAAGACGACGACGAAGAACAGAGGAGCCGGGAGGAGGAGGAGGAGGAGGAGCACCCUGCCUGCCCUCAGGUAGUGGCCACCUGCUGCUCCGCCGUCUCCACCGCUGCUAGCUGCGCAUAAACCGAAACAGUCGCAAUGAAGGUGGACACGGUGAAGCUGAAGAAGGGCUCCUCGGAGCUCACAGCCGAGUGUCGCGAGCUCAUUGAUGAGCUGACGAAGCGUCGGACCCGGGCAGAGCUGCUCGAGUUCCUCGACACGGUCCAUGUAUGGAUCUAUGGCAAGUGCGAGCUCUAUCACUGGAUCGAGAUACUCGACCGAUUCGACAAGAUACUCGAGGAGGCGGCGCGACAUGUCAAUGCCAAUGAAUUUGUGCUGCAGUGUGACACCAAUUUCCAGGAUAUGGAUGUCACUUUGCUGCUGCAUGUCCUCAAUUUCACCACACUGCUGAUCGAGCACUCGUUCUCGCGUCACUUGUACAACUCCAUUGAGCACCUCACACAGCUGCUCUCCUCACAGAACAUGGACAUAGUCCUGGCCGUCCUGAACCUGCUCUACAUGUUCUCCAAGCGCAGCAACUUUAUACCCCGCCUUCCAUUCGAGAAGAAGGAGCUGCUGAUUGUCAAGCUCUUCAACAUAGCCGAGCGCUGGGGCGAUCCCAACUACGGCCUGUCGCUCAAGGACUGCUGCAUCGGCGAGCCCAAGCUGGAGUUUCUCUACCAGCUGUGCAUCGACUAUGUGGACGAGCACGGUCACGCCGCCCAGCUAGAAAUCCCGGACAUGAUGGACCUCUGCCACACGGCAGCAGCUCCCGAGGUGAUCAAGACGAUUGCCGGACAGAUCUCAAAGCCCAGUGAGGCCAUCAAGAUGCGCAUUGCUCAUCGUGUGCGCUUGAUCUCCGGGUUCAACAACUACAAGCUGCGCCUGCAGUUCGUCCAAGCCCGCCUGCAGGCCGUCUCCAUUUUGAUCUACUCCAAUGCCCUGCAGGACAACACGGAUAAGGUGCUGUAUGCCGGCUUUGGCGAGGAGCUAUGCGAGCUCAUAGACAAGGAGGAUGUGCAUCUGGUGGAGAUACGAGCAGCAGUGCUGCGUACUCUCACCUCAAUGCUGCACUUUGACCGCAAUCCCAAUGUGCCCAGCAGGGCCGGUUCGCGUCUGAUGAAGAUCGUCCAUUAUACGGGAGCCGAGCGGCAGGGCGGUACAUUGCCGUUGCUGGUGCGUGACUGCAUCGAUAACCUGACUACACAUGGACUCACCGAGCGUUAUCCGCUCAUUUUGGCCACCUCGCUCUUCUCGCUGCUGUACCAUCUGGCUAGCUACGAGAUGGGUGGAUCCGCUUUGGUCAAAAGCGGCAUGAUGCAGUCACUGCUGUGCGUCAUCAGUUGGCCGGGCGUUGAUCUCGAGCAUAUAACAUUUGUGACGCGGGCUGUGCGCGUUAUAGACUUGAUCACCAACAUAGACAUUGCCCGGUUCCAUCAAAACAAUGGUCUCAAUGUGUUUAUUGACCGUUUGGAGAAGGAGAUUAAGAGCUGCUGCAAGGCGCUGGCCGACAUUGGCAUUACCCUGAAGGAGUCAACGCUGCGCGAUGAUAACAAGCUGGACACAUCGCUGGAUCAAGUCGAUGAGGAUGUGGAAGAUGGCACCGGCGAGAAUGCUUCCAUAGCCAGUGGCAGUGGUUCCCCCCGUCCUGAGAAUUCGAGUGAUGGCAGCGGAGCCGUUUCAGGAGCCGGUCUCCUGAACGUAGCACGUAGUCUCGCUGGGGGCGAAGUUGGACCACCUGGCCCCAUUAACCGAGACGGCAGCACCUCCAGACCGCCCAUGUAUCCCACAAACAGUUACUAUGCCCGGCCGCUGGCCGAGCGCAAGGCGGAGCUCUCGUCGCAGCUGCCGAGCAGCCUGCAGCCGAAGAAACCCUCCUGCGUUACCCAGCGAGCGGCUCUGCUCAAGUCGAUGCUGAAUUUCCUGAAGAAGAGCAUCCAGGAUCAUGCUCACUUCAGCAACAUGCGGAAUAUAAUGGAGACCAGCCUCACACAGUCGCUGCGUCACAUCAUCGCCAAUGCCGAGUACUAUGGACCAUCGCUCUUUCUGCUGGCCACCGAUGUGGUCACCGUGUACGUAUUUAACGAGCCCUCGCUGCUUUCUUCGCUGCAGGAUCUGGGCAUUACCAGUGUGAUGCUGAAGGCGUUGCUCCAGAAGGAUGUGCCGGCCACCCGUGAGGUUCUGGGCUCCCUGCCCAAUGUCUUCUCCGCCCUGUGCCUCAACGAGCGUGGACUGUUUGAGUUUCUAUCGUACGAUCCGUUCGACAAGGUGCUGAAGGUGCUGCUCUCGCCGGACUAUCUGGUGGCCAUGCGGCGACGCCGUUCCUCGGACCCAUUGGGCGACACAGCCACCAAUCUGGGCAAUGCCAUGGAUGAUCUGCUCAAGCAUCAUCCUUACUUACGAGCGGAUGCCACCGACGCAAUUGUGCGGCUCCUGAACGAGCUGGUACGCCUGGGCUCGGAUCCCAGUUUCAUUUGCUGGCGUGCCAACAAGGAGAGCGGCGGCGGCGGCUCUGGCUCAGGAUCGGGCAGCCAUGGUGCAGCUCAUCAUGUGGCCUCGGCACCCUCGCCUAUGGUUAUGGUGGCCGGUGCUGGAGGCGGUGUCUCUGUGCUCCAAGGUGCUGCCGAUACGAACGAUAGCAGCGGCGAGGAUGAUGACGAUGAUGAUGAGAUGAGCUCCGCCUCGCAGCAGCAACAACAGCCAACGACGACGACGACCGGUCAGGUGAGUGCCGCCACCACGCCUAGGACACAGCAGCAGCAGCAACAGCAGCAGGUGCUAGGAGCAGCUGGAGCUGGAGGAGGAGCAGCAGCUGGAGCAGGAGGUGUAGCUGUAACCUCGCAGGCUGUCAAGGUGGCCACGCCACCGGAACGGGAGGCCAUUCCCCUGAUUGAUUACAUCCUGAACGUGAUGAAGUUCAUCGAGGCCAUCUUUAGCAACAGUGCCAAUGGCGAUCACUGCCGUGACUUUGUGCUCCAUGGUGGUCUAAAGCCCAUUCUGCAGCUGCUUUCCCUGCCCAAUCUGCCAGUGGAUUCGCCUGUGUCCACCACCUCGCAGGCGGUGGCCAAUGUCUGCAAGGCUAUACUCACCGAGGCGCAGGAGACCAAGGUCCUGGAUGUGGCACUCAAUCAGCUGGCGGACAUUGUGGCCCAGCUGAAGCCGCUGAUCAAGCACUUUACCUUUCCCGGCGGCAGUGUCCUGCUUGCAGAGCUCGUCUGCUGCCAGCGCUUGGAGGAUGGCUUCGCCAAUGCCGAGUACACGCCCAUUCUGCACAACAUGAGCUUCGUGCAUGGCUAUGUGGUGAUGCUGGUGCAUCUCUGCCGCAAUGCCUCCAACGGGAUGCGCACCAUUCUCCUCAAGCGCUGGGGCGUUAAUCGGGAGACGGGCGUCCAGCUGCUGCAGCAGCUCGUCCAGCUCUACAUUUCGCUGGUAUGGGAGAGCACCAUACUGCUGAAUCUGUGCUCCGAUGAGCCCACACAGCAUCCGGAUUUGAUUUGGGAUGAGAUUGCCGCCCAAAUGUCGGCGGCAGCGGGCACCUCAGAUCCGUUGACCGAGGCGGAGCUCUCUCGCAAGCUGGAGCGAGCGGCUGAAUUUCGUACCAAGUAUACGCCCGAGGAGCAGUUCCGGUACAUCAAAUCCCUGCUGGCGGCCAGCUCCCGUCUGGGCAGAGCCCUAGCCGAGCUCCUAGGUACCCUGGUGAAGCUAUCGGUGGGCUCACCACAGACCCGGCAGCGAAGAAUCAACGAUCUUAUCAGCAAUAUCAACAAAGUUCCUACGCCGGAGGCUCGUGAAAUAGCCCGAAUCCUCAGCUCCAUCCUGGUCAAUGGGUUCAGUCACGAGAGCAUCCUGCCCAAGCCAGUGCCCAAGCUGAAGCUAACCUUCCUCAUCUGCUCGGUGGGCUUCACGGGGCCCAUGCUGUUCGAUGACAAGCGCAGCGCCUUCCACCUGAUGAUCUCGCAGUUUUGUGCCGAGAAUGGCCUCAAAGCCUUCUUCGAGAUGUUCUACUGGGCGCUGUCCCUGGACAAUGUCUCCCAGAAGUUUGAGUUUGAUCAGUGGGCCUCCAUGGAGGAUUUGAUGGUGGCGCAUGAGGAUGAUAAGCGUGACUGUCCGGAGGGCACUGGGGAGUUCCUCGAUGCCUGGCUGCAGCUUCUCGAGAAGAUGGUGAAUCCCCGGGCCAUGUUGGACUCCCCCUACACGAUGAGUCCGCGCUUGAAUUAUCUGCCGGAUUCGGUGCCCUUUGAGCCGGUCUUUUACCUGAUUCACAUCCACCAGCUGGCCAUGCAGGCGUUGCGCCGGAUCUGGGCACGUCGCCCCAUACCCAACUAUGGACCCAGCAUGUUUGAGACCAUGAUCCUCAUCCUGAAGCAUCUGAUCAAGUCGCAUCAGACUCUGCUGGAUCGGUAUCACACCCGGAUGAAGGAGAUCAAGUUUGAGAAUCUGUACAUACGCAGCUCGGACGAUGGCCUGAAUGCGGAGCACAUCAAGAUGCUCACGGACAUGGGCUUUAUGCACUACCAUGUCAUCGAGGCGCUGCGCAGCAAUGCAUCCUUGGAGGAGGCCACCGACUACCUGCUAAACAAUCCCGAGGCAAGUGCUUUGUGGCAGCCUGGAAGCAGCAGCAGCAGCAAUAAUCCAGCAGGAGGAGCAGGAGGAUCUGCUGCUCCCCCGCCGCCGCCGCCGCCCUUGCCACCGACCAGCAGCAGCAGCGCCACAAUGGACAUAGACAUGGAGAUGGAUGGUGCUACUGCUGGUGCUGCUCCUCCCAGUGCUUCUGGUGAGGCCUCCCAACAACCCUCCUCAUCGUCCUCAUCAUCUUCCUCCACGUACGACUACAAGCACCUGAAGCUGAUGCCCUCGCUGAUCUUUGAUCGCUUCUGCGACGAGGCCAUCUCCCGGGCCUUUGAGUUCAUGGAGGCCAUACCCGACACCGUUAACAGUGCCGCCGAUCUGAUAGCCGUCCUCUACAGGCGCCACAAUCACCUCAACAAGCAGGUGUUUGUCACCAAUUUUGUGCGCAACAUAAUCCAGUGGGUGGACUUUACCCUGCAGCUUUUUGAGCCAGAAAAGGGCACUAGUAACUCCUCCGCCUCCGCCUCCUCCACCUCCUCCCGCCUGGAAGAGUGCCUCUCGGGCAUGACGGCCACCCGUUUGUUUGUGCGCCUCAAGACCUCAACUUUGCUGCUAGAGGAGAACUACAGUGAUCUGCAUCGUCCACUGGUGGAGGCCAUUACAGCCCAAGAUGCCAUGGUGUCCCUGGUCAAGCUCCUCGACUGCAUGAGUCAAUGGAUGCUGGAGCAGGCGAGUGAAACCUCCCGACCCAUGGUGCCGCGUUGGGUACAGAAUUUGGUGGAUCUAAUAGAUGCCAUCGAUAGCAUUAGCCACAUCCUCCAGCGCAAGGCCAACAUGCGGGCGGUGAGCAGUGAUGUAUGGCGCUGGUAUGAUGCCUCCACGGGCAAAUGGAAUGCCUACUCGGAGGCCAACAAUGAGUUAAUACGGAAUGCCUAUGCCGCCGGCGAACGCUGGCUGCACAUCAACAUUGGCAGGCAGCGGUGCACCGUGAGCUUGAACUGCAUGACCCAGGUGAGCGAGGCCUCCGGAACCCAUCGUCCUGUGUUUCCCGCUUUGAAGCUAAGCGAGGCCAUUGGGUUUAUGAACAAUCCGGUGGUGUUGCCCAGGGCGGAUAACUUUCUGAAUAGGAUCAUACGCACCUCGCCCGAUGGCACGGGGACCGUGCAAACGGAUGAGUUGAUACCACUGCGUCAGUUGGUUAACUUUAAUGAUGGUCAGCCGGCGGAGAAUGCAGCCAACAAGGAGGGGGAGAGUGGAGGAGGAGGAGGAGGAGGAGGAGGAGAAGGAGGAACAGGAGGUACAGGUGGUACAGGAGGAGCAGUCGCUGCACCACCUAGUGAGGACAAUAGUGGUGGCUCCCCGCCACCGGCCAUGACCACACGCAGCAAAUCCCGGCAAAAGAACGCCUUGGCCGCUGCUGCUGCCGCUAAGGCCAAGUCCUCCUCCUCCAACUCCACCUCCACCACCACAACCACCUCUUCCUCGCAAGCAACGGGCAGCUCUCCGCCCAUACCCAAGCGCACACAAAAGAUCAUCCUGAAUGAGGAGCAGGUGGGCCUCAGCAAGUUCGACUGCGGCCGCAUCAUUGGCAGCAUUGUGGAUCUCCUCAAGCCGGCGAAUCUGCUCCACAACGAGACGAAGCUAUCGCUACUCCGUCUGUGUGCCCGGCUCACGCGCAACUACGACAACGCCCAGGUCUUUAUCCGGCGGGGUGGAGUGAGGAUGCUGCUCCACCUGCAGCAGGCCUGCAGCUUUAUGGGCUUCCCCACCUAUGCCAUCAUCAUCCUACGACAUGUCCUGGAAGCCCCGCCCGUGCUGCAGGAGGCCAUGGAACGUGUGCUGGGCAUGCGGGCAGCUGGAAUCGUUCCAGUGGGCCAUCGUGACCUCAUCUAUGUCCUCACCCAGGUCUCAACGGCGGUGUCCCGUAAUCCCCAGAUCUUUGUGGCCGCCGCCAAGGAGAUGCUCAAGGGGGAGUAUCUCUUGAACUCUAGCAGUUCCACGCUGACCGAUGAUGCCCGGGUGAUGGUCAAGUCCAAGUUUGGCCAGCAGCCCACGGCGGCGGCAGGCGGAGCCACACCGCAGAACCAAACAUCGCCGCAGUCGGCUAAAAACCAAGACGACCAAGAUCUGAUGAAGGAUGAUCCGCAAGUGCAGUCCUCGGUGGCCGUGCUCAAGGAUCUGCUGCAUGGACUGGUGCAGCCUUGCUGGCAUUAUGGCGGCACAGCCUCCACGGACCGGGGUCAGGGAGCUGCCGAGCUAGUGCAGCCGGAUCAGCCGCCGGGCACAGCGCAAGCCCAAGGAGGAGGAGGAUUAUGUCACGAGGAUGACGUGAGGCAGCAGGACACUGGCACUACUCAAGCCACAACAAGCAAGAAGCAAGGAACACAGCAGCAGCCAGCCUCGGACAAAUUUGAGCCCUGCUGCUGCACCUGGCACAUCCCCACCAGCGCCCAUAGCCAUGCCAAGCCAACGAUUUCGCGAGCCACUUUGCUGAAGCUUCUGGCGGACGCCACGCGUGCCUAUCAAUCUCUGGUGCCGCGUGUCCUGCUCUCACAUAUCUACACGCCGGCCGACAGCCCCUUGAUCUCGGCACCCCAGCAGACCUUCCUGGGCGUUCUACUGGAUCGGUUCCUCCCUCUAACCCAGCGUCAUCAUGUCCCCGAGGUGAGCACCAUGACCCGGGUGCUGGUGUGCUCCCUCUCGGACUGCUACCAGCAGCCGGGUGUCCAGGUGCAGGUAGCCGAGGAGCUGCAUGCCGCAGUGGCGCGAGCUCUGGCCCAGCCGGACUCAUCCGAGAAGCACACACGCCUGCAGGUCCUGAUGAGCCUGUUCCCCAACCUAAUCGAGUCCCCGAUGCUGUACGACAAGGUGCACAUGCACAGGAACAACAUGUACCGGGUGCUCCUUCGGCAGGGUGUGAUGACCUACCUGACCAAGGUGGCCCAGUACAAGGAUCUGUCGAAUCACAAUACUUUGAGCACUCUGGCCGCCAUCCUGCGGCCCAUGGAGAUCUUGUUACGAUUCAGUGUCUCCACCACAACGCUGGGCUCCAAACGGAUACUCUUUGGCGGCGGCGGAGCAGGAGGAGGAGGAGCUGGUGGCGGAGCCAAUGGCACUGGCAGCGGUACUAAUAACGGCAGCAAUGUAACCGGCGGUGGCUCUGGGCCGGGAUCGCUCAAUACCUAUGGAGCCAUCAUCAAUCGAAGGUUGUAUCCUCGCCUGGCGGCACGAGCAGCCUUGAAUGCCGAACGCUCCAAUGCCGGCGAGCAUGUGCUUCGUGACAUAAUCCGUAAUGUGCUCUCGGAUCGCCGGCAUGCCUUUGAGUUUAUUUUCAAUUCGGAUGAAAUGGCCGUGGAUGCAGACGAUGCAGGAGCGGGAGGAGCAGGAGCAGGAGGUGGUGCAGCCGGCGGUGGUGCCUCGGGAACCGGUUCAGGUGGCGGUGUCACCGCCGCUGUUAUCGAUGUGGUCGAAGAGCGCAGCAAUGGCGGAGAUACCAACGAUCAUCCUCCAGCCUCUAGCUCGGCUCCUGGCGGCGGCAAUCAGUCCGGCUCUGGACCCGUCCGUCCAGUACUCAACUUUGAUCAACUGUGGGAUGACUUCCUCCAGAGCGAGGGACUGCGUCUGGCCUCGCGGGCCAUUGGCAGUAAUGGUUCCAGCAGCAGUGGAGCCAACGGCGGCGGCGGAAGCUCAUCUGCCCAGCAGAAUGGCAGCAAUGCCAUAGGCAGCGGCGGCGGAGUAGCCGGAACUGGAGGCAAUGCCACAAAUUCGGGAAACAACUCGGUUCCCGAUGUGGAUGUGGAUAACAGCAGUGGUGGUGGCAUAGCCGGCGCCAAUAAUCCCAACUCUGUAAACGACAAUGGAAUCGGUGGAAUCGGUGGCGGUGGCAGUGAUGGCGCCUCCACAUCCUCGGACCAGGGACUACGUAAUCUCCGCGAGAUAAAUGCCUCGCUCUUGGGUGAUGUCAGCACCACUGAUUCGGAUUCGGAUGCCUCCACGGAGAAUGAUGAGCGCAAUGAGGAGGAGGAGGACGAGGAUGAGGAUGCGCCCGAUGAGGAUGUGGAUGAGCAUAGCGAAACGGAUGUGGAUGAAGAGCGUCCAUUUAUCGAAGUCUUUGAUCAUAUCUAUGAACCGGAAUCCUCGGAAACGGCCUCCAAUGAUGCCGAUGUGGAUGCCGAUGAUGAUGACGAGGAUGACGAGGAUGAGGAGGAUGUUGACGAUGAUGAGGAUGAUGAUGGCGACGAUGAGGAUCGUGAGGAGCGCCAGAGCAUCAUCGAUGCCGAGCUGGAGAACCAAAUAGACAUGGCCAUUGGCCUGACCACAUCCAGCCAGCGUCCGCGACGCAGUGCAGCGGUCAAUGCCUCGGGCGAUGGCUGUGCCAAUCGCACAACGAAUCCGGGCAACGAUGAGGUCGACGACGAUGAAGACGAUGAUGAUGAGGACGAUGAUGAUGCGGACCAUGAUCGCGAUCCGGAUGGAGAUCCCACACGUGUCGCCGCCGAGGCCGAGGAGGAGGCUUAUCUGUAUGAGCACCUGGUGGGCGAUAGUCCUCAUUUGAUGCCCACGCCGCCGGAUAGUUUCCGGGUGAGGAUGAACCGCACCAUUGCCCAGAUUGCCCAGCCCCUGGACAUUGAUGUCAUCGGUGGGAGUGGUGGAAGUGGUAAUGGAGGUACUGGAGGCAAUGGCGGUAACGGUGGCAGCGGUUCAGGUGUCACUGGUUCGUCCAGCAACUCUGCCAGUGGCGGUGGCUUCUCCCUGCGCGGCUUCUCCAUGCGUGGCCAAGGCGGCGGCAGCAGCAGCAGCUCUACAUCCAACGCCUUGCGUCCCUCAUCCAGUUCUUGGAUGGCUCCAGAUUUGAACUUUCUGGGCGAAGCGCUUCCCAGUAUUUCCGGUGACGCCUCUGGCAGCGGCACGGGAGCAACCACCAGUGGUGGUGGCACUGCCAAUGGUGGCGAGGUGAAUGCCUUCUUAACGCCCUCGCUGGUCCAGGGCGUGGCCUCUGGCAGUGGCCAGAACAUGAGCAAUCUAUUGGAGGAACAACCGCGUGGAGGUGAUGGAUCAGCAGGAGGAGCAGGAUCGGGUGGAGGAGGAGGAGGAGGAGCAGCAGCAGCAGGCGGAGCAGGAGCCUCGGGUUCAGGCACCACCAGCAAUGGCGGUGGCGGUGGUGGUGGAAGUGGGGGCACUGCCCCUGCCCAGCAUCCCAAUGCCACUCUCUGCACCAAUGGAGUGCGAAGGCGUCUGCUCUACCUGGACCAGCAGUACUGCGUGUGCAUGCCCACGCAUCAGAAUCCAACCGAGGAGACCCAGAUGGAGACCUUUACCCAGGAUGCUCUCCACUGGUGGCUGGAAGAGGCCAAGGCUUUGGAUAUGGAAAGCCAAACGGAUGCCUGUCUAUAUGCUGCCCACUUCCUGUUGCCGCAUCUCAUCAAGGAGCUUAAGGUGGCUCACCAGCAGCGCAAGCAAGAGGAAACUGCUCGCCAGGUGGCAGCGGCGGCUAACAAUGCGGCUACUCCGCCAGGAGCAGGAGCAGGAACAGUAGCUCCAGCAACUGGACCAGCUCCAGCCUCAGCCGUGACCACGCCAGCGGGUGGAGGAGGAGGAGGAUCUACAACCACAUCGUUUAUGGGAACAAGCACAAACAGUGGUGCAGUGGUGGUGCCACCAGUGGCUGCCUCGGCCACAGGUGGAACCCGUCGUAGCUCCAUUCCUGUGCUGAUUCCCUCCAACUUUGGAGGAGCGGCACCACCAGCAGGAGGAGGAGCAGCAGCCCCAUCAGGAGGAGCAGCGGGCUCUGGCGAUGGAGCAGGUGCCGGUGCCUCCACCCACAGCCCAUUCCUACAACUACCCACAACGAUUUCCAAUAACAGCAGCAGCGCGGCCGAAUCCCAAACUACCACGACGGCCACACGGGGACACCGACGCGGACGUCCAGGUGCCCCAUCUAUCUUCAACAUUUACGCUGAAAUUGAUUUGACCAACGAAACGGAUAGCCAAGGGGCCAGCAGCGCCGCCAAUCCAACGCCGGAGGCAGGAGUAGGAGUAGGAGGAGCUGAGGGUCAGGUGAACCAGAACUUUUUCACCAACUCUUCGUCGUCCGCCUCCUCCUCACCAAAUCAGCGGCUACCUUUGGUGUUGCCUUCGCCCACCACCACCACCAGCAACACCAACACCAGCGGCAGGCCUUUGCGUCCUUACUCCCGUCUGGAUGAUGCCGAGCUGCUCCUAAUGCAGCUGGCCGAUCGCCAGACCUCUCGCAGUCGCCCCGUGAACCACAGCCUGUAUCCGUCAUCCCGACACUCGGGCAGCAGCAGCAGCAGCUCUCGUCCCAAUCGGGAUUUGCCCGCCCGCUUGCAGCGUCUUGUGCAGGCUCAUAGCGCCGCUGUGGGACAAAGAAGCAACAAUGCGUCAUCAGGAUCUGCAGGAUCUGGGCAAGGACUUGCCAUACUCUCCACGCUGGAGCAGCAGCUGGGCCAGACACCUUCCGAGAAUCGAAAUAACUUUGGCUUGCCCUCGUCUCUGGAGGUGGAUGUGAUGCCGCCGGUUGGUGGUGGUAUACUGGGCAUGCCCCUGCAGGAGGCCCAUCCGGAGGAUGAGGUGGUGGUGCAAAUUGAACCGCAAAUAUUGCCACCACCGCCACCACCACCACCGCCGCCGGCGCCAGCAGUGGUCAGUGAUGAUGCCGCAGCGGCGGCGGCGGUGCUCAUUGACAAUGAGGAGGAUGAGGAGGAGGAUGAGGAUGAAGAUGGUGACGAUGGUCUGGAAGCUCUGGCACGCUGGAUGCCGCGUAGUGAGUCGGAAGGAGUAGUAGCUGCCAACCUAAGGGAUGCUUGGUUCACACUUAAUCCCAGGGAAAACCCGGAGACAUCGAGUCAGGAACCUUGGUUCACGGCUUAUCCCAGGGAAAGGGCCACGGAGACAUCCAGUCAGACGGCGGAGGGUGGAGCUGAAAGCAGUCCAGCAGCAGCAACGGCGCCAGAGGCAGAGCCCAGGUCAGGAGGGGAAGCGGGAGGAGCCACAGCGGUUAGUACGGAGACGGGAGAGGGCAGAGAUGCGGGAGCAGGAGGAGGAGGAGGAGGAACAACAACAGGAGCUGGAGCCACCAUUACAGACAUGAGCCCAGAAGUGCGUGCCGCUCUUGGUGAUCUGGAGGUGCCCGAGGGCGUUGAUCCCUCCUUCCUGGCCGCCCUGCCCAGCGAGAUGCGCGAGGAGGUGAUCCAGGAGCAUCUGCGCAUGCAACGCAUCCGCCAGCGUGCCCAGCAGAAUGCCAUCCAAAUAGCCCAUGACUCGCUGGUCGAGGUCAAUCCCGAAUUCCUGGCCGCCCUGCCAUUGAACAUUCAGUCGGAGGUGCUGAUGCAGCAGCGCAUAGAGCAGCAGAGGCAGGCGGCACAGAGUGCCAAUCCGGAGGAUCCCGUGGACACGGCUGCCUUCUUUCAGAAUCUGCCCGAGAAUCUGCGACAAGCGAUCCUAACGGACAUGGAGGAGUCACAGAUAGCCAGCUUGCCACCGGAGUUGGCAGCCGAGGCACAGUUCCUGCGUCGCGACUGGGAGUCGCGUAAUGGCGCCCGCCUGGAUGCCCAUCCGCCCAGCAAUGCCUUGACCCGCUUCCAGACCACUCUCCAGAGCCUGGAGGAGGCCCGCUGGCACAGCUCCAUUUGGUAUGAUGCCAGCGGCAAUGCCCAGCCCCAGCAUCAUCAGCACACCACGAUUGUCCACCAUCAUCCGCAUCCGCACCAGCUGGCGCCCAUGGGCAAGCCCUUGGCCUUGCUUAUGAUGGAGGAUGAGAAUAUCCUGCUUGAUCCCGACUCGCUGGCCACCUUGCUGCUGUUCCUGUUCGUGGAGGACCAGAAGGUCUACAGCAUGCGACUGCAUCGGGUCAUCAGGAAUCUGUGUCACCAUGAGCCCACCAGGGAUUGGAUUAUCAAUGCCCUGAUCAGCAUUGUCCAGAAGACCAACGAGGAUAAUGCCAAUUUUGGUGCUGCCGGCGGCCAGGCGGGUAGCAAGCCGGAGUGGCUGAAGCUGCGCGUGGAUGCCGCCUUUGGCUACAAGAGCAACAUCUUCCUGAUCAACAGAAUGUACGAGGGCAGUGCCAGGAGUAUCAGCAUAAAUCCCCAGGCGGCUCAGAUGAUUGUAAGGAAUUGCCUGGACCUGUUGUUUGUCCUGGCCAAGCACUAUCCCAGCAGCUUUGUGCCCUACAAUAGGGAGGUGAAGACAAGACGCAUUCUAAGUGCGGUGUUGGGCUUACCAGGCGGAGGAGGAGGAGCAGGAGGAGGAGGAGGAGGAGGAGGAACGGGAGCCGGAGGAGGAACCUGGCCCACAGCUGGAGGAGAAACCGCUAGAGCAGGAGGCAUGCCCUGGCCCACAGCUGGAGGAGAAACCGCUAGAGCUGGCGUUGCACCUCCUCCUCGAUUGGAUGACGCUGUGCCACCGGGUGGAACUCUAGACUUUCGUUCACGUUUCUGUCGCUACCAAGUGGCCAAUCGCCUACGCGGUAUCCUGGAUAAUCAGCAGCCAGCCAGCAGCAGUCAGUCGUCCUCAUCAUCAAAGCCUCCUUUAGAUGAGGCCCCCUCCACCUCCAAAGCGGCAGCAGCCAAGGCAGCGGCCAGUGCCAAGGUGUCGUCGUCCAGUGGUAGCCCCCAAUCCGUGCCCUACCAAACCAAUGCCAAGAACUUCUGGGAUGUGGUCCUCAACAUUGACAGGCAGACCCAAGUGCGUAUGUCGCAUGUCAACCAGUUUCCGCUCACCUCGCAGCCACCGUGGGAGUGGCAGACCAACACCUCCGACUUUUUGUCCUUCAGCGACUCACCCUUUGGCCAGCUGCUGGAGAUGCUGCCCUACAAGGUGAUCUGCCGGUCGCCACAUCUCACUGAUAUGCUGGUCAAGCUUCUGGCCUCGCUGAGCACGGAGCUGCCCAAGGAGGAGGAGUGGCUGCCGGAACAGAUGCCGCCGCUGAUACCCAUAGGUCAGGCCACAGGAUCAGCAGGAGCAGCGGCGUCUGAAGGAGGCACAACAACGGCGGUGAGCAGUGCCAGCGAGAUUGGUGAUGGUCUGGCCACCAAUAGCACUGAGGAGGUGACCCCGGCCAGUGGAAAUCCAGCCUCUGGGGAUGGUAAUGAUGGGGUAAAGCCGGCGGCUUUGCCCACCUUGAGCGUGGCUCUGCCAGUGCAACCCACGAAGCCCAGGCGCAAGAUCUAUGCCAAGAACUUCUCCCAGCUGCAGCUGGUGAUCGAGGUGCUGACCCACCAGUGCGGCACCACCGAGGGCUUGGACAAUGUGGCCAAGCUGAUAGUCAAUCUCACGCAAUGCUCGCAGGCCUCCAAUGCCAUAUUUAUACAAUACUUGACGGCGGCCAUUCUGGGCCUGGCCGAGGAAGUGCGUCAGGCCAUACAGACGCUGCUGAAUGAGAUUCGAGCGUACAAUAGUCACCAGGGUGUGGCCAGUACAUCAUCAUCUACAGCUGCUGCUCCUUCAGGUGCCUCGGGUUCCUCCACUGGUGCCAGUUUCCUGCCCAAUCUGGCCGUUAACGAGGGCAUCAUGCAAGAUCGCUUUACCGCCGAACAUGUCAUCAUUUCGGCCCCCAAGAAUGCCAAGCCCACCUGCGAGCUGCAGCUACCGUCGAUGAAGAAGCUCAUGUCCAACUCCUCCGCCCAGCCCUACUUCCUGCGCACCCUGAAGAUCUUUAUGCAGGUGCGGGAUAUGUACGAUUCGCCGGAUAUCCUGCCCACGGUGGGGGCAGGCAGCAGUGCGGCAUCAGGCGGCAGAAGAACCCUUGGCUCUGGCGGUCACGAGGAUGAUGACUUUAUAGACAUUUUGGGUGAUCCUCCGACGGGUAGCAAUAUGUGGGCCACCGAAUCGGUGAGCACAGGUCCCUCGCCGCCGCCUCUGUCUAUCUUUAGUAUGGACACCAAUCCUCAGCAGCAGCAGCAGCAACAGCAGCAGCAGCAGCAGCAACAGCAACAGCAGCCUUUGCCACAGGUUAGCCUGCAAGAUGGCGACGAGGAUGAGGUGGACGAUGAAGACUAUUUGGAUGUGGAUGAGCCCCUGAGAUCCUUCAAUAACAUGGCCACCAAAACCACAACGAACAGCAGCAGCAGCAACAGUAGCAGCGGCAGCAACAACAAGCCCACGCUAAGCCAGAUUCUCUGCCUGGAUGUGCUCUGGCACACGCUCAGCGAGUGCCUGGUGGCCUUGGAGGAGUCCAAGGAUGAGUUUGCUGUCCUGGUACUGCAGCCAACAGUGGAGGCCUUCUUCCUGAUCCAUGCCUCGCAUAGGAAUGCUGUAAAGAAGCCCAGAAUUGGCGGUGCCAUUGUCCUGGGUCUGCGCUCUUUGGCCGGUCCGAAUGGCAGAGCCUUGGCUGCAGAGAUGGCAGCAGCGGCGGCGGCGGCGGCAGCUAACCAGAGGCAGCAGCAGCAGCAGCGACAGCAGAACAGUCCACCGCCCAUGGAGGAUGGUAGUAGCAGUGUCAACACCAGCUAUGAAGAUGAGCCAAGGAUGCAGGAUGCCUCUACCAAUACACCCAACCAGCAGCAGGCUAGCUCUGCCGGCAGCACCAGCACCGCUUUGAGUGCUCACGAAGCCCAGCUGCGUCAGGAUCGCCAGAAGUUCCUUCAGUUUGCCGAGAAGCAUCGCACUGUGCUCAAUCAGAUCCUGCGCCAGUCGCCCACUCAUCUCUCCGAUGGCCCCUUUGCCGUCCUGGUGGAUCAUACUCGCAUCCUGGACUUUGAUGUAAAGCGCAAAUUCUUCCAAACGGAGCUGGAGCGCCUGGACGAGGGUAUACGGCGCGAGGAGCAUACGGUUAGUGUGCGACGUGUCACCGUUUUUGAGGACUCUUUCCGUGUGUUGUACCGCCUGGGACCAGAGGAGUGGAAGAAUCGAUUUUACAUUGUCUUCGAGGAUGAGGAGGGCCAGGAUGCUGGCGGUUUGCUGCGCGAAUGGUAUGUGAUUAUAUCACGCGAGAUCUUCAAUCCCAUGUAUGCCUUGUUCUGCGUAUCGCCGGGCGAUCGCGUCACCUACAUGAUCAAUCCCUCGAGCCAUGCCAAUCCCAAUCACCUGAGCUACUUCAAGUUCGUGGGCCGCGUAAUUGCCAAGGCCGUUCACGAUAACAAGCUGCUCGAGUGCUAUUUCACACGCUCCUUCUACAAGCACAUCCUGGGCAAGCAGGUGAAGCACACGGACAUGGAGUCGCAGGACUAUGAGUUCUACAAGGGCCUCGACUAUCUCAUGAAGAACGACAUCUCCACGCUGGGCUAUGAACUGACCUUCUCCACGGAGGUCCAAGAGUUUGGCGUCACCCAGAUACGGGAUCUCAAGCCCAAUGGCCGGGACAUAGCGGUGACCGAGGAGAACAAGUUCGAGUAUGUCCAGCUGGUGUGCCAGCUCAAGAUGAGCGGCUCCAUACGACAGCAACUGGACGCAUUCCUGGAGGGCUUCUACGACAUUAUUCCAAAGCAUUUAAUAUCGAUUUUCAACGAACAGGAACUGGAACUUCUCAUAUCCGGCCUGCCGGAUAUUGAUAUUGAAGAUCUAAAGGCCAACACCGAGUACCACAAGUACACAUCCAAGUCGGCACAGAUACAAUGGUUCUGGCGCGCCUUGCGCAGCUUCGACCAGGCGGACCGGGCCAAGUUCCUGCAAUUCGUGACGGGCACCUCCAAGGUGCCACUGCAGGGCUUUGGCUCGCUGGAGGGCAUGAAUGGCAUACAAAAGUUUCAGAUUCAUCGCGACGAUCGAUCCACGGAUCGUUUGCCCUGUGCCCACACCUGCUUCAACCAAUUGGAUUUGCCCAUGUACAAGUCAUACGACAAGCUGCGCAGCUGCCUGCUCAAGGCCAUACACGAGUGCUCCGAGGGCUUUGGGUUUGCCUAAGCUGAGAAAACUAUUCCUAAAUGCCACGCGAUUCGGGGGAGAGAAUAAGGAUUACGAGGAUACAGAACAGCCACGAUAGAUAAAUGAGAGAGAAAUGGGUCAGAGAAACAGAAACAGAAACUGCAUACACACACACAUAACGUACACCACGGUACAUAUAGUUAUAUAGUAUAUAUAAAAAUGUUGAAUUAAUUAUUAAUUUUCGCGCCUAUAUAUAUACAAUAUAUAUUUUCUUAAAUUUUCAAAAGAAAAACCGAUAAAAGUCGAAGAAAGCAUGCAAAAAAAGAAAAAAAAACUAAAACAAAAACCAAGAAAAACCAAGAAAAAGGAAAUCCAAAAAAAAAAUGUAUACAUCCUUAAAUUUUUGUAAGUCUAAAAGUCUACACACACACAUACACUCUUUAUUUGCAAAGUAAACAUUUAAUUGUAAACAAAACACAAACACACCUUUAUUUUCAACACGAAACCCAAGUCGAGAAUAGCUAAAACGAUGAUACAGAUACGCGUAGUAUAUAGUAAAAAAUGCACAUAAACAAGGAGAACAACAACAAAACACACACAUACACACACCACAGGUUAUACGCUUUGGUUUCGUAUUUACUUAAGUGAACUUACCGAAGAAAAGGUCGGAUGAAUGGCAGGUGGAAAUAAUUAAACGGAUUAAAGUAUUUUGAUGUAAGAGAAUUAAGUCCCUAUGUUAUGCAUUUUAUGUUUAUCUUCAUUUGAAACAAUGAGUCGCGGAUAUAACUUAAGGAGAAUGGAAUAAAAUAAGAGAGUAAGCGCUCAUUUAUCAUAAUA
This is a messenger RNA of Drosophila kikkawai, 17797 nucleotides long. The record is from RefSeq and is a predicted model, not a curated record. Lineage: Eukaryota; Metazoa; Arthropoda; Insecta; Diptera; Drosophilidae.